Molecule: messenger RNA, 681 nt
Organism: Nothoprocta perdicaria
Lineage: Eukaryota; Metazoa; Chordata; Aves; Tinamiformes; Tinamidae
Gene: CACNG1
Product: calcium voltage-gated channel auxiliary subunit gamma 1
Exons: 4
Coding region: 1-681 (226 amino acids)
Biological process (GO): calcium ion transmembrane transport; regulation of calcium ion transmembrane transport via high voltage-gated calcium channel
Cellular component (GO): membrane; L-type voltage-gated calcium channel complex
Molecular function (GO): voltage-gated calcium channel activity; calcium channel regulator activity
Source: RefSeq, a predicted model, not a curated record
AUGGAUGAGAGCAAACCCCUCAAGAUCCGGCUGACUUUCUCCAUCAUCUUGGUCGGCGUUUCCCUGCUCUUCGCCGCCGUGGUGACCGACCACUGGGCCGUGCUGAGCCCCAAGGUGGAGACGUACAAUGCCACGUGCGAAGCGGCGCACUUCGGCCUCUGGCGCCUCUGCACCAAGCGCAUUUAUGUGCAGGAGCAAAGCGCCAAGGAGAAGGGCUGCGGGCCCAUCAGCCUUCCGGGAGAAAGCAACUGCUCCUACUUUAAGCACUUCACUCCAGGAGAGAGCUCCGAGAUAUUUGAAGUAACCACCCAGAAAGAAUACAGCAUUUCAGCUGCAGCCAUUGCCAUCUUUAGCGUUGGCUUUGCCAUCAUCGGCACAAUCUGCAUCCUCUUCUCCUUCAGGAAAAAGAGUGACUAUCUGCUGAAACCAGCUUCCAUGUUCUACACCUUUGCAGGUCUCUGUAUCAUCAUCUCUGUUGAAGUCAUGAGACAAUCUGUGAAAAGGAUGAUUGACAGUGAGGAGACAGUCUGGAUUGAGUACAGUUACUCGUGGUCUUUCGCCUGUGCCUGUGCCUCCUUCAUCCUGCUCUUCAUCUGUGGAAUUAUUCUCCUCCUCAUCGCCUUGCCUCGCUUCCCCCAGAACCCCUGGGAGACCUGUAUGGAUGCAGAACCAGAGCACUAA